Gadus chalcogrammus (walleye pollock) is the source of this 684-nucleotide messenger RNA. It is a transcript of the gene rs1a, whose product is annotated as retinoschisin 1a. The coding region runs from base 1 to 684 and encodes 227 amino acids. The record is from RefSeq and is a predicted model, not a curated record. NCBI's taxonomy places the organism in Eukaryota, Metazoa, Chordata, Actinopteri, Gadiformes, Gadidae. The transcript has 6 exons.
AUGGCUUCUCGUGCUCGCUGGGCGUUCCCUCUGCUGGUGCUGGGCCUUGAAGGAGCUCAGGAUGAAGUACGUUUGACGGAGACCUGGAGCAACAGGGCGUGUAAAUGUGACUGUGAGGGAGGUUCCCCCCCAACAGAGUUCUCCAGCCUGCUGUCCAAACCCCCCAUGGUACGAGGAGUGGACUGCAUGCCAGAAUGCCCCUAUCAUCGUCAGCUGGGCUUCGAGGCUGGUUCUGUGAGUCCGGACCAGAUCACCUGCUCUAACCAGGAGCAGUACACGGGAUGGUUCUCAUCCUGGGUCCCCAACAGGGCCCGACUCAACAACCAGGGCUUUGGGUGUGCGUGGCUCUCCAAGUUCCAGGACAACAGCCAGUGGCUGCAGGUGGACCUGCGGGAGGUGAUGGUGGUGUCGGGCCUGCUCACACAGGGCCGCUGCGACGCCGACGAGUGGGUCACCAAGUACAGCGUCCAGUACCGCACCGACGAGAAGCUCAACUGGAUCUACUACAAGGACCAGACCGGCAACAACAGGGUGUUCUACGGUAACUCGGACCGCUCCUCCUCAGUGCAGAACCUGCUGCGGCCGCCCAUUGUGGCGCGCUACCUGCGCAUCCUGCCGCUGGGCUGGCACACGCGCAUCGCCAUGCGCAUCGAGCUGCUGCUCUGCAUGAGCAAGUGUGUCUGA